CUCAGAAGGGGAAAAAUAAUUGGGAUGUGCGUACAGCUUUUGUGAAUCAUCCUCAGAAUGGCUUAUAAGUGUCCCUUCAUCGGAGAGUGAGGGCAGUGAGUGGCACAGGUAGAGACCAUAUUUUGAUUCAGUAUGUCGGGGACAGAAAGCAAGGUCGAGUUCACCAUAAGUGAGAUGGUGGAAUCUGCAGCUGGAAAGGAACCCAUGAGGAAGAGCACUCGCAUCUUCGAGCAGUAUUUGCAGCCCUGCCUGGCCGAGCUGUACGGGACGACCCUGUUUGUGUUUGUGGGGUGUGCGUCUGUUAUGGGGAACAUUGGAGCCUUCGGAGUCAUUCAGCCUGCGAUUGCUCAUGGACUGGCACUGGCCGUGCUCAUCAUGCUGUUUGGGAAAAUUAGCGGCGGGCACUUUAACCCUGUGGUGUCGGUGAGUGUUUACCUGUGUGGAGGGAUGAAGCUCGCCCUGCUGCUGCCUUACAUCCUCGCCCAGAUGUUAGGAAGCGUGCUCGGGGCGGCUCUUACCAUGGGCGUAUUUCCUGAUAUCACGUAUAAUGCUGCCUCCGGAGGAUCCUUUGUCUUGCCCCUGACCGCUGAUCUGGCUAAAAUCACUCUGGCCGAGACGAUAAUGACGUUGUUCCUCACAUUGGUGGUCUGCAUGGGGGCCAUCAACAAGAAAACCAGCACCUCAUUGGUUGCAUUCUGCAUCGGCCUCACUGUGAGCGCAAACAUAUUGGCAGGUGGGGGGCUUUCUGGAGCCUGUAUGAACCCAGCCCGAGCCUUCGGUCCUGCAGCGAUCGCAAACCAGUGGAGCGCUCACUGGGUCUUCUGGGUAGGACCCUUAUGUGGAGCACUGAUCAACGUCACCUUAGUCAGGUUGCUGCUUGGUGACCAGAUUACCCGAGUUUGGCUGAAGUAAAUGUGCAAUGUAUUGAAGAGGACGACGAAGGACAUCCAAACAUAUGAACAUUUUAUUUAAAUUUGGAUUUUUACACACCUUAAUCAUUUGACUGUAAUAUAUUUAAAUUUGUCUGCAAAAUGUGAAGUAUUUGCCCUUGACCCGGCCAUAAGUGAAAGACAAUAUAAUAACUGAAAGACAUGUUUGUAUUUCAAGAUUCAAUAAAGUGUUUGAUGAUGCGAUAGUGA
Molecule: messenger RNA, 1139 nt
Organism: Eleginops maclovinus (Patagonian blennie)
Lineage: Eukaryota; Metazoa; Chordata; Actinopteri; Perciformes; Eleginopidae
Product: aquaporin-8-like
Exons: 5
Coding region: 133-912 (259 amino acids)
Biological process (GO): transmembrane transport; water transport
Cellular component (GO): plasma membrane
Molecular function (GO): water channel activity
Source: RefSeq, a predicted model, not a curated record